AUGGCGUCCUCUCUCACACUACAGUCUACUGUCAAGCUUCCCAGCGGUCAUGAAAUGCCGCUACUUGGAUUUGGUCUCUGGCAGACCCCACCCGACGAAGCUGAGAGGUGUUGCAAUGACGCACUCCGUCUGGGAUACCGACACAUCGACUCGGCUGCCUCGUACCGUAACGAAGGCGGCUGCGGCAAAGCCAUCCGCGCCUCGUCAAUCCCCCGCUCAGACAUCUUCUUCACGUCCAAGGUGCGCGUCAUCACCUAUGACGGCGCCAAGGAGCAGGUGGCCAAGACGCUGGCGGAGACGGGCCUCGACUACAUCGACCUGAUGCUGCUGCACUGCCCCUACGGCGGGUCGGCGAACCGCAAGGGCGCGUGGAAGGCGCUGGUCGAGGCGGUCGAGGCAGGUAAGGUCCGGUCCAUCGGCGUCAGCAACUACGGAGUCCACCACCUCGACGAGUUGGAGAAGCACAUGGCGGAGCUCGAGGCCGAGAGGCCCGGCGCCGGCGGCGUGCUAAGCGUCGGCCAGUACGAGAUCCACCCUUGGUGUGCGCGCGACGACGUCGUCGGCUGGCUGCAGAAGCGCGGCGUCGCCGUUGAAGCCUACAGCCCGCUGGUGCGGGGUGAGCGCUGGGGCGAACCGGUGCUCAAGAAGCUGGCGGAGAAAUACGGCAAGACAGAGGCACAGGUGCUGAUCCGCUGGAGCCUGGACCAGGGCUUCGUCCCAUUGCCCAAGAGCGUCAAUGAGGAUCGUAUCAAGGCAAACACCGACGUGUAUGAUUUCCAGCUGACGGCCGAAGAGGUCAAGGAGCUCAAGACGGAUGAGUACAAGCCUGUGUGCUGGGACCCGGUCACCAGCGGCCUGGAUAACUAG
This is a messenger RNA of Pyricularia grisea, 867 nucleotides long. RefSeq lists its product as uncharacterized. The record is from RefSeq and is a predicted model, not a curated record. Lineage: Eukaryota; Fungi; Ascomycota; Sordariomycetes; Magnaporthales; Pyriculariaceae. Gene Ontology annotation, molecular function: oxidoreductase activity. The transcript is spliced from 4 exons. The coding region runs from base 1 to 867 and encodes 288 amino acids.